UCACGAUGCGAACCUGUUUAGUUUUUGGCAUUAGUGUUUUUACUUCUUUUUAGUAUUAUUCAUGUAGAAAAAAUAUAUCGAUUUACAAAAAAUAUAAUUUUAAUAUAAUAAAAUUGUUAUUUUUACAUUUUCAUAAAAAUAAUAUGCUUUUAAAAUUAUCACUUAAUCAGUCAAUGUGAUGUUAUUGUAAACGAAUAUACGUAACCUUCACCUAAUUUUUAUAAGAACGUUCAUCGUUCAUCCAUAAUUUAAAAACACAUUAACUCAAUGUAACAAUUUUCUACGCUACGAAAGUGCAUAACGCUACGCGAUCGUAGUUCAUGCUACGAGACGUCGCAAAGUUAAGAAUGAUACUUUUUACACAUCUUUACUAGCGUAAAAAAAUGACUUUCUGAAAAAGAUUUUUGAAAUAUCUAAGAAACUUUUUUCAUAGAACCUUAGAAAUUAGGAGCAAAACUAAAACUGUCAUACAUAUUUACAUAACAAACCAUUAUUUCAAUUUGUGAAAAAAUAUUCAUAAACUCAGGUAUCUCAUUUUAAUAACAGAUCCCGUGAAACGUUAACUGACCGCGCUUUAGAUCCAUUCAAUUAAAAAUUCCAUCUCCUAAUCGAGUCAUGAAAUAUGCAAGCAAAUAUUAUCCCUUUUCUUUUGUACGCGCUGCAUAUUCGCCCCACCCGCGCACGCACACCGACGCACGGCACUUAUGAUUUAUGACCGUCCCUGUCGCACGUAGGCGGUGGAUGCUGGGAGAAGCGUGGUGCGAUCUCUGUCGAUCUGCCGAAGCGGCAGCGACCGCGAGUAACCCCUGGCCACUUCGUGUGGACUCGCACGCGCCGUCGUCGGCCGGCCGAGUGAGACAGACACAGUUUGUGGACAUGCGGAGGCCGCGGAGCCCUCGCGCGAAGGGACACAGGCAGGACAGACGCUCUCGGACAUCGGGCGAGAGCGGGCGGCCGGCGCACCUGCCUCGCACCGACCACGCGCGCGAUCUUACCGAUACAUCGUAAACACAAAAACAUUUUCGAACUGCUAAUAAAAUUUCCUCGUCAUCAUCGCAAAGAAAAUAAAAGUUAUAAAUUCAUUUUAAGACAAUAAAACGGUUAUUUUUCGAAACGGACAGUGCUUUGAUUUUAUUUUUAAAACAGACUGAAAAGUGAACAAGUUUUGAUGGGACAUAUUGGAAUUAUACGGAGUGAUUAAUUUUUUAGCCCAAUUUGAAGAUCGCCAAUUGGUGUGGAUUGAUUAGAUAGGGCUCUGAGACGCAUGUUCGAGUGUUGAUAAGGCCCUAUGACCAGAAAAAAAUAUUAAUGAAGAAUUAUGUGAAUAAUGAAUUAAUCGGAGACAUCAUGAAAAGGAAAAAGUAAAUUGGAAAUUUAUUCAAUUUUAAGUUAACCACGAUGAAAAAAUUACGGAGAUGACUAAAAAUGUUGGAACAUUUGCCGUCGGAUAAUGUGAUGACUCUUAAACUGUUAUCAAAAGACGUUUUAAGCAUCCGAUAAGGUCGCUGGACCGUCGGGCGGUCCGUGUGAAGUGAACUAAAAACUGUCGCCUGAUAGUAAAAUAUUAAGAUAAACAUUUCUCAGGAUAAAGAAGUUGUUCAAGAUCUAAAAAUAGGUGACCAAAUCAAGAUGAGAAUCAAGAUGCCAGCUGUACGCAUCGCGCAAGCGGAUGCGGACAGCGCGGCAGAAGGCGGUGGGUCUCCAACACCAGGAGUACCAGCUGAUACCCUCACCUGUGGUGCUUGCAGACGAGCCUUCGCACUCGCCGACAUCGUACGCUUCAUCCAACACAAAGUCUCAUCUUGCGAUAAGGACCUAACGUCUUUUCAUUGUUAUAGUGCUGGGCCAAACUCAGAUCCAGAAGAUGGUUCAAGACCAGGUCAGAUGUCAACAAGUAACUCAAGUAGCAGAAGGCCAUCUCUGCUUACUGCUAGGAGGCCGCCUAAUAGUAGAGUGCAUACUCCUCCCUUGGUUAGUCCAUCGAUUGCUCCUCCUGAUCUCAUAGAAGACGGUGGUGCAUCUAGUACACCGAAGAGGCUAUUAGAUGACGCAGAAACCGAAACAUCUACACCAAAACGGAGAGCAUCGACAUCACCAAUGCCAUCCAGUUCACCCGAUGAAGAUAUUAAGCCCAAAAUUAAACAGGAACAUAUGGACACUUCUGGAUCACCCGAAGAUCAGAAAAAGUCCAGAACAGAAAUGGCUGAUGCAGAAUCUAACACAAUGCAUAGUGAACCGAGCAACUACGUGUGUUCAACGUGCAAAGCCCGUGUUCACUCUGCGUGGAGGCUACUGCAGCACGUCCAACAUGUCCAUGGCGUGAAAAUCUAUGUGGAAACACUCCCACAACAACAGCCUAGCAAACAAAACCACUCGACGUCGAGUACGUCAUCGACGAGUUCCGGGUGUUCGUCCAGUGGUGCGCCACUCCCACCUCCUUCUUUACGUCAUCAUCCGUUACUACCACCACCUGACAUGCACUCGCCAUUCGGUGUGGGUGGUUUACUAAGAAUGCCACUUCCAGGUAGUCUACCACCCUUAGCUCAUCCUUCAGUGCCACCAGCACCACUAUUUGCGCGGCCGAACCAUCACGAUCACAGGUUUAGAAUGGAACAAUUAGUGUCAGAACAAUUCCGACACCAUGGCCUCAAUCUAGCAGCCGCAGCGGCUGCUGUUGCGGCAAACUCUCUACCGCCUCACCAAACAUUCCCAUCACCAGCCGAUCGACCUCCCGUUAUACCCACUUCGGUGUCAAGUCGCGAUAGAGCACCACCAGUAUCACAACCCCUCUCACUUGAACCCCAGCUGGAUUUUUACUCGCAGCGCUUGCGGCAACUGGCCGGUACGACCAGUCCAGGGGCGGCCACAGGCAAUUCCAGCUCUCCUAGCCCCAGGAAGCAUUCGCCGCCGUUCGCUUCCCCGUCGCCCUCCCGAGUUGGACAAACUCCACCGGCGGGCGCCGGACCCGGAACGGUGGACACCCCUCGCGAGGCAAUCAGGCCACACACUUCGACAUCCCCAGAACGACGUAUUGAGCCGAUGGCGGCCGACGCACCACCUCCUGAGCGACCGUCAUCAACCCCACCCGCCAAACGCAACAACGAUGAAGGGAUCCACUCUUGCGAGUUCUGCGGAAAGAAAUUUAGAUUUGAAAAUAACUUGAUCGUACAUAGGCGAUCUCAUACUGGGGAGAAACCUUUUAAGUGUACAGAAUGUGAUGAGGCUUUUGAGAAGGCAUCAAAAUUAAAAAAACACAUGAAAGUACAUCGAGGUCCCGAUGUGAAAUCUGAAGAAGGUGAAUCUGGUGGCGAUACUGCUGAAGAUGACUCUGACGAUGAGUUAGAGGAUGAAGAACUUGACGGUGAAGAGGAAGAGGAAAACGAAGAUGGCGAUGAUGUCGAAGAGGCUGAGGAUUUAACAGUAUCCAAUAGUAGUGUUCCCUCAGCACCGACUCGAAAACAAACACCGGCCUUACCAGCCCAUCCUCCGACAGCUUCUGUAGUUGGUGAAUUAAUGGACAAAUUUGGUCUUUCAAAUAUAGCUCAAUAUAGCGAAGCAUUCAAACAAGCUUUACAAGAAUCUGGAAAAUCAUUGAAUUGGCAAUUAGCAAAAGAUCGAGAUAAUAAUAAUGCCCCGAGUGAGAAACCAAAUGGAAUGCAACCAGCCGCUUUACGGUUAAAAGAAGAAUUUGCUAAAAUGCCACCUCAACCUCAUCCACUCUUCAACCCUUUCGAGAACCCUUUCGAAGCUUCUAAACGAAUGAAAUUAGAUAUGGAUCGGGGGGAAGGCUGGUGGCUCCCGACGCUCCAUGCACAAAGGCCGCCAGAAAAUAUUUUCGAUGGUUUAAAAAACAGCAGCAAUGGUUUACUUCAGAAUCCGUUGUUGAAGUCAAAGGAUGGGAGACGUAAUGACACUUGUGAAUUUUGCGGCAAAGUUUUCAAGAACUGCUCAAAUUUAACUGUGCAUAGACGUUCUCAUACCGGGGAGAAGCCUUAUAAAUGCGAAUUGUGUUCGUACGCGUGCGCGCAAAGCUCAAAACUGACGCGUCACAUGAAAACGCACGGGAGGUUAGGUAAGGACGUGUACCGUUGUCGGUUUUGCGAAAUGCCCUUCUCCGUUCCGUCGACAUUGGAGAAGCACAUGCGUAAGUGUGUUGUGAAUCAAAGUAAUGGUGCUGCUUUAGCAUUAUCCGAUGACUCUAACGCCUGCCGCGAUGAGGCAUCGUGACUCUACCCGUGGGGUGGUCUCCGACUGCCACCGCCCGCGCCGCCCAGCCAGAUCUUCUAAGGCCUAAUGAAUUUAGCAAUUAAUUUCGUCGCGAUGACGAUCACCCCGCGCGAUUCGCUUGUGACAGGUCGUACUUUGUUCAACUUCUAGUCUUAAGAUUUAAUUGGUGGUCGUUCGACUAUUGCAAUACGAGCCCAAAAUACGUUUGCACCGAAGGGCAUUAUUUUAACAUAUCUUUUCUGUGCCGAAAUAGUUGCGGUUCCAUUUUAUUGUUGACGUUAGGUUAAAAGUUUUUUGUUUUUCGUGGCUGUAUUUUGUGAGCUGCCCUACGUUACUAUUUCGAUAUUGUUUUGACAUGUUUUUUAUUUAUAGAAAAAAAAAAAUGUGGAAACCAAUGCCAAAGUUAGCUAUGUUGAUUUAACAGGAUUUAGUUAUUAAGUUGUAUAGUGUCAAUUAAUAUAGAUUUUUUCCAAUAAUUUUAAGGUCUAUGUAGUUCGAUGUAGUAUGUGUUUUCAAUAAAGUUGUUUCGUAAUUUUAGAUUAUUAUGUACAAUACAUUAAAAUAAGCAAAAAUGUUUCCUAUCUUAGUUAAUGAUCUUUUGUAUAUAGUAAGUUGUAAUUAAGUGUAUUGUGUAAAUCGAGUACCUACCUAUUGAUGUUCAUAUUUAUAAACAAUGUUUCACAAAUUAUUUAAAAAAUAAACAAACGGAAAAACGGUGUGUUUCCUGUAAUCGAUAAUUAAUUAAGCAUUGUAGAAAGCAAAAUUGGAAUCGAUCUAAAGGUGAGCGUAUUUCCAUAGUAAUUAAUUAAUGUUUAAAUUAUUUAAUGAAAAAUAUAUUAUUAUUAUUAUUAAAUCUUGCGACACUUUCGAUCCUCAUUUCUAUGCUUUUGUUUCAUACGAAAAAAAGCUAGUUAUGUUUUAAGACUGAAAAAUAAUAUUCCAGUUUUGUUUUGAAUUUUUGUUUUCAUGUGAUUCUGUAUUCGUGGAAGUAAAUUCACUCGUACCUUAGUCCAAACGUGAAAUCGUUCAGUAUACGUACUUAAUGUAAAUUACGGAUAGAGUUUAUAUUAGAUCAUUAUAAGUAAAUUAUAAUAUCAGCAUUCUGUCGUCCAUCGGUCUCGGAUUCAAUGAUGUUAUAACAUUAGGGCUUCUACGAGCGAUGUAAACAUAGAAAUAAUUUUAAGCUUUAUUUCGCUCGAACAAGACCUAAAGUUGUGGAAUUAAUUCUAGUGUUUAUGGCAUUUCAAUUACGAAAAUGCUGUGUGGAAACAAAUGUCAUCUUAUCCGUUUUAUUUAAAUGCCAUAAAUGUAGAAUUAUCGUCGCCAAUGAGCCAGUUUGGAAUAGAUUGAAACGACUUGUCGGCAUAAUAUACACUUCGAUAUAAUAUAGAACAUCAAUUUGUAACUUAACUCAUAUCACUAUCCACUUGUACAUUCGCCAUCACUUAAUGUAAAAAAAAUGUGAAAUAGAUAUGAUUGUUAUGAGAUGAAUUAAUUGUCGUGAUUCGUUGUAACGUCUCUUUUUUUAUUUCGAUAAAAAAAAUUGCACAGAUAGUAAAUUUAUUAAAUAAAAAAGUAUAUAUAUACGUAAGACAGGGACGACGGAUGAAGACAAAAUAGCAAAACAAAAAAAACUUUAAGACAAAUUUUAUUGUGUCACUACGUGAAAGAUGAACUGUUUUUAUUAUUUUAAUUUUUAUUAUUUUUAUUUCAAUAAAUAUCCACGAUUUGUUAAUCAAAACUUUGUUUUAAUGUACCUUAUUAACUAACGGUGUAAUGUUAUAUAUCCUCAAAAGGAUAGAUACGGUACUAUUGGAUAUUCGACAUAUUCACUGCUAC
Messenger RNA from Diatraea saccharalis (sugarcane borer), 6066 nucleotides. NCBI's taxonomy places the organism in Eukaryota, Metazoa, Arthropoda, Insecta, Lepidoptera, Crambidae. The record is from the annotation of a GenBank genome assembly.